Molecule: messenger RNA, 5247 nt
Organism: Propithecus coquereli (Coquerel's sifaka)
Lineage: Eukaryota; Metazoa; Chordata; Mammalia; Primates; Indriidae
Gene: COL25A1
Product: collagen, type XXV, alpha 1
Exons: 37
Coding region: 58-2022 (654 amino acids)
Source: RefSeq, a predicted model, not a curated record
GAUUACUGGGGGUGAGCGAGGGUGGGAGGCGAAGCCGCACCAGCCGACCCUGCCACGAUGCUGGUGAAGAAGCACGCGGGGAAAGGAGGGGGCCGGGAUCCCGGAUCCGAGGACCCGAGCCCUGCCGGGCAGCGUCGUGCCUGGACCGUGACCCCGUGCGCGGCCCUGGCGGCCCUCCUGUCUGUGGUGGCCUUGAUGUCUUGUCUCUACCUGGGGGUGAAAACCAACGACCUGCAGGCGAGGAUCGCUGCUCUCGAAUCCGCCAAAGGGGCCGCUUCCAUUCGUCUGCUGCCAGAUACCGUGGAUCAGCUCAAGGCCAUGGUGCAAGAGAAAGUGGAGCGACUUCUGGCUCAGAAAUCCUAUGAACAUGUGGCUAAAAUAAGAAUCGCAAGAGAAGCACCUUCAGAGUGUAACUGCCCAGCAGGCCCUCCGGGGAAACGAGGUAAGAGGGGCCGAAGAGGAGAAUCUGGUCCUCCUGGUCAGCCUGGUCCUCAGGGUCCUCCUGGUCCAAAAGGUGAUAAGGGAGAACAAGGGGAUCAGGGACCUCGGAUGGUGUUUCCUAAAAUCAAUCAUGGGUUUCUCUCUGCUGAUCAGCAGCUCAUUAAACGCCGCCUGAUUAAGGGUGACCAAGGCCAGGCAGGGCCUCCAGGACCCCCAGGCCCUCCAGGCCCAAGAGGGCCACCUGGGGACACAGGGAAGGAUGGCCCCCGUGGAACGCCAGGAGUGCCCGGUGAACCAGGGAAACCAGGAGAACAAGGCUUGACGGGACCUCUGGGGCCUCCAGGACAAAAGGGUUCUUUUGGAGCACCAGGAAUUCCAGGAAUGAAUGGGCAAAAGGGUGAACCCGGGCUACCAGGAGCAGUAGGACAGAAUGGACUACCGGGGCCAAAGGGAGAACCUGGAGAACAAGGAAAGAAGGGAGAUGCUGGAGAGAACGGCCCCAAAGGCGACACAGGCGAAAAGGGUGACCCUGGAUCAUCUGCUGCAGGAAUUAAGGGAGAACCUGGAGAAUCUGGUCGUCCAGGGCAAAAGGGUGAACCAGGGCUUCCUGGGCUUCCUGGACUUCCGGGGAUAAAGGGAGAACCAGGUUUCAUUGGUCCUCAAGGAGAACCAGGCUUACCAGGGUUACCAGGAACAAAAGGAGAACGUGGGGAGGCAGGGCCUCCUGGGAGAGGUGAGCGAGGGGAGCCUGGAGCCCCUGGACCAAAGGGGAAACAAGGUGAAUCAGGAGCUAGAGGCCCAAAGGGGUCAAAGGGUGACCGUGGAGACAAAGGGGACUCUGGAGCUCUGGGACCAAGGGGUCCACCUGGUCAAAAGGGGGAUCAAGGAGCCACCGAGAUCAUAGACUACAACGGCAACCUCCACGAAGCCUUACAGAGGAUUACCACCUUAACUGUCACGGGUCCCCCUGGACCUCCCGGACCUCAAGGACUACAAGGGCCAAAGGGAGAGCAAGGAUCUCCAGGAAUGCCAGGAGUUGAUGGCGAGCAGGGACUCAAAGGCUCAAAGGGAGACACGGGGGACCCAGGUACGCCAGGUGAAAAAGGAGGAAUUGGACUUCCUGGAUUACCGGGAGCCAACGGAAUGAAAGGAGAAAAAGGAGACUCCGGAAUGCCGGGCCCUCAGGGUCCUUCCAUCAUAGGCCCCCCAGGCCCACCAGGUCCCCACGGCCCACCCGGCCCCAUGGGACCCCACGGACUUCCUGGACCAAAGGGCACAGAUGGUCCCAUGGGACCCCAUGGCCCUGCAGGUCCCAAAGGAGAAAGAGGUGAAAAAGGAGCUACGGGAGAGCCCGGACCCAGAGGGCCCUACGGCCUGCCCGGGAAAGAUGGAGAGCCUGGUCUUGAUGGCUUCCCUGGUCCACGGGGUGAGAAGGGUGAUCUGGGAGAAAAGGGAGAAAAGGGAUUCCGUGGCGUUAAGGGGGAAAAAGGGGAGCCAGGCCAGCCUGGCCUGGAUGGGCUGGAUGCCCCAUGCCAAUUGGGGCCAGAUGGAUUACCCAUGCCUGGCUGUUGGCAAAAGUGAUGAAUCUAACCCUCCAAGCAUGAAGUUGUGUAUAUAAUGGUCCACGUUUUAUAUUUAUAGUUGAAAACUGAAUUGCAGAUUGUACAAGUCUGAGAUAUGUUUACAUAGGGCUGCUUCUUCCUGCUGGCCGUAGUACAUGUGUCCGUCCUUUCUCCACUUACAUCUGUGAAAGCAGCGAGAAGCCUGCAGAAACAUAGCUCAGUAUCUCUUGACCUUACGUGAAGAUACGUAUUUAUGUGGACACGUCAGUGACGGAGAAUGAUCAUACUUGCUAUUUUCUUACUUUGGGCUUGUUAACUGCAUGGACAAAAAGUGCCAUGAAAUAGUUUACAUGAAAUCGUGACCAAAUAUGGACUCAGAGCUAUGAAAAUGUACUAUACUGACCAACUUUAGCGUUGACUGUCACCUCCCCAUCCACCUUCCCUAGCAGCGUUGAUUCACGCCCACCCUGCCCGCUGAGACUGACUAAAACAGCAUGACCGUGUGCCAGCCUGCUCACUGUGCGGCUGCAGAUGCUCGCAUGCUCAUCCUGAGUCCCUUGAUUGCAUCUAAACUUGUGUUCCUUUUGUCGUCUCAAGGGGGUUACACCGUGGCUUAUUGCCAAAAAGAGAUAAGGUGUCGGAGAGCACACACACACUUUGUCUUGUAUUUUGAGGGAGUUGCAGUCCCGACCGCAGAUCUACGGCUUCCGGUAUUGUGGGCUCAGCUGCCACCUUGAUAGAAAUACCAAGGGGCGGAGCCUGUUGCUGCCGCCAGUUUUCCUCGGGCAGCCCUUGGCCGCGAAGACGCAGGAAGAGGACUGAUUCAGCAUCCAGCACUGUCUCUCGUGUGACCAAGUAGGAAAGAGGUUUACAAAUGCAAACACCCAGAACUGCAGACGUUUUUUAAAAAUAAACCGAAUUCCACCAAGUGUUAAUAUGGGUGCUUUGGGAAAAGGACAGAGGCGUACAGCACUUCUUUUGGAAGAGGAGGUUCUUGGGAUACCCCCUGUCGCUGAGGGAAGGGGUAUGUAUAUCCCACCCAAGCUCAGGGUGCUGAAGAAAUAACCUGCUCUGAGAAGGGGGCGGCCGAAGUAGCCUCUCCUGAAGCUGUCGGGGAGUCACUCGUACCGUCUCUGCCAAAGAUGAUGUAAGAGCUCUCCUCCCUUCUAGGACCCAACCCAUAUCAUUUUCUGCAAAGUUCUAGAAACAGAAAGAUAUUUCCAUUCAUUUUAAUCCUUUUUGGUGGUCCCAGAAAUAUGUAGAAAAUAUUUGUUUCAGUUUUUGUCACAUCCGUUUUGAACAAUUUAUUUUAAAUAAGUCUUCAAAUCAUACCGAUUUGGCUCCAACAGUCCAAAUGAACUUUUCCUGAUUUCUCUCUUGUUUUGGAUAAUUGAAGAGAACAUAAAAGAAUCUCUAUUUUCAGUUUUAUCAUUGUAAAGCAUGAAAGUUAAGCAUUUUUUUCAGUACUUUUUGACUGUUUUACAUGAUGAAUGUAACAUACAUAGAGAUUAUCAGUUAAUAUAAAGCGAAGAUUUUGUCACAUUUGAUAGUAUUAACUCAUUUCUAUUUCUUAUGGUUCUAAGUUUUGUCUAUAUUUAGAUUUCUUUCUCUCUCUCUUUUUUUUUUUACUUUUCUACAUGAUUGUCUUAUCCUUUAACCACUGACCAAAUCUGAGAUUUCAGAAAGCUGUGAAACAUAGUUGCCAUAAGGAGAGUAUGUUUAGGAGAGUAUGUUUUCAUCACUUGUGCAGAAGUUACCUAACUGUAUUAGACUGAGCAUUUCUUUGCGCAGUGAAGAGUUGGUAGCGUGUUUUGAAAUGGUUUGUUCUUAGAGGAAGGGUCACAUUCGGAGAAACAUUGUCAAGGAGGAGUAGUUACCUUUUCAGCCCAUUAGAGAAUUUAAUUUCUGUCUUGACUCAGUGCCAUUUUGUGGGAAGAUUUCUAGUGUCAUGCGUAGGUUUUCCCCACCAGAGGGGAAUUUAGCUCAUCAUUGGCUUCUGGUGACGGUGAUUAAGCCAUAAUUGUAAGGCAAGGACCCUAAGAUCCUCAUGAUCUCUUUCAUAUUAUGUAACCAAAGGAUCAUUCAUACAAAGUGGCAUCUUCCUUUUUCAUUCUGUUGAGUUUUCCAGGUUAGAUAGAUGUUUAAACUAUUAGAUCAGUCUAAUUGGUAACAUUUCUAGUAACAUUCCACACCUCUAAGCCAAUUUAGCAUUUUUAAAAUAAUGGAGAGCAUUUUCUAGCAAUUUCUUACAUGGCAUGAUAUUAGGACAAGGUAUUGCUCAACGUCUGAAAGAAUUUGUCUUAAAUGAUUUGUAAAAAUGAAAUGAAGGGGGUGAAACUACAUUCUCUUCAGAAAAACACUAAACUGUCUUGAGAAAAGUCUGGUGGCUAUAUUUCUUCCUUUCUUUCUUUCUGCUACUCUAGUAGAAAGAGGUAUUGAGAUGGGUCACUGUUUAAAACUCGCACAGCUUCAAAAGAGAAUACCUCGACAUCAAAAGAGAAUCACUUCACGUAUAAAAAAAAUUCUUUUUGAUCACAGCCCUUUAAAGAAUACCGUUCUGCCUUGUGUGUAUAUUGGGUUUUGCUCUAUAACUGAUUUGACAACACUCAUUUAUUUUAGGAUUAAAGAAAGUUAUAAAUUUCCAUUACAUUUAUUUCCUUGGGAAAAACAAAGGCAUGAUAGUCCUCUUUGUUCGGUGGAAUUUCUAGGUCUUGACUCCAUGGAUAAUCCUAAACUUUUGGCUACUAAAAUAUGUUCAAGCAUCUAUUUUGUCAUCAAGAUAGAGGAACCUCAGAUAAUUUCUAGAUGAACUAAUGAGUUAUGUUUGUUAAUAUAUGUUGGUAGAUAACAUAUAUUUUCCUUAAAGACUUCUUUCUUUUAAUUUAUACUAUUGGAUAGAGAGAGGAUUGUGAAAAAAUAUAUAAAACAUACAUUGGAAAUAAGGCAAGGUCAGGUUGUAUUUCUGAUAACACAUUUCUGAAGGAUGCCAAAUUAUUUUUGUGUUUUAGAUUUAAAAUUGCUUCCCAUUCAUGUUGGUUGGUGCUAAUGUAUUUCUUUUCUUUUUUAUUAUGGACAAUGCAACUACUAUGGAUAAUUUCAUUUCUCUAUUUAAUAGCAUUCCUAAAUCGUUAGUGUGUGGUUUUAUUUUUAAAGUUCUUGAAUUUGCUGUAAUUGUGGUUCAAUGACUAGCCUUUCUUACUGUAAAACAAAGCAAUGUGCCUGUAGAUGCCGCGUGUUUACUGGG